GUAAAGAGCAAAGGCGAAAAUCGUUGGACUGUAGCUAGUCGCUUUAAUCAAUAGUCGGUCCCCUGGCAUUCCUCUCGACAGCAUUACUACAGAGAACUCAUUACGGUGCUAGUACGCAUGUGAAAUACUCACUUCCUGUAACCUGCCAUAAUAUUGAACAGCUUUCACAAGAACAUCAGAGGAAUAUGCCCCAAUAUUGAGGACGUGAUGACUUAGGAGGGGCGAAACAGGGCGAUGUACAUGAAGAGCCCCUCGAAGGGGCCAUAUCUAAACCGAGUGUAAUGGCUGAAGGGAUUCUAGAAGGAGCCACAUCUAACCGGAGCGUAAUAGCUGAAGGGGUUCCAGAAGGGGUCACAGCUAAACAAAGCGUAAUGGCUGAAGGGGUUCCAGAAGGGGUCACAGCUAAACAAAGCGUAAUGGCUGAAGAGAAGCAGGCAGGUAGUGCCGCGCAUGAUGAAGACUGGAUAUGGACAAAAGAUCUAAUUGAGAAACCGUCUAAAGAAAUCAUCAAGUUGAUGAAAGAAGACCCAGAACUUAUAAGUAAAAGGAUAACUGUUGUUUGUUCACAGGCAUGUAAUUGCUCCAAGACUUUUGAAACACUUGCAUUUGAUGAAUCAGCAUCUACGGAAGACAUUCUUCAAAAACUCAGGACUCUUAUAGAACGUGGACGCUGUCCCCAUAUGUUCGCAGAAGCAAAUACGUCACCUGGUCGAAAGGUCGCAAAACCAUUGCAAACACAAGACAUACCAGUUUUCAGUUCACAAAAAAAGAAUGAAAGUGUCACACAGAAAGUAACUAAGCAGUGUGAUGAGACGGUUUUUGCGGGAAUCACUGCCAUUCAUGUUGCCAGUACAUUUGGAAAGGUCAAGGUCGUAGAGUAUAUUGUAAAUGCGAAAAACGAAAGAGAGCCGUUUGGCUUCAGUAUAGAUAGUGAGGAGGUCAUGACCUCUGUGCACAAGGUCGAACCCUAUCAACUUGCUGUGCUCCACCGACAGGACCAAAUACUGGGGAUUAUGACAUCACACAUCACCUCGAGUAAGCUCUACACAGAUGCGUAUCAAAAUGUCUUCCAUACAAGUAUGAAACUGGCCGUGCAGGACGACAACUCCCGGUCUCUCAAAAUCCUCGUGUCUGGCGGUCGAGGUAUAACUCAAUAUUUGAUACACCAUUGCGCUUUUCUCAUAGCAAUUCAGAACCGCCGUAUGAAGUGCAUUAAAUGUCUGGUUAAGAAGGGGGUGAAGCUAUGGCCCCUCACUAUAUCGAGAAUUGUCUAUCGGUGUCCGUGCCUGCUAACGAGGGACGACGUCAUCAAGGACCUGCUUUUACAGGAUGAUAACACUAUUGUGAAAGAGCUUCUUCAAUUGAAAGGAGUCGGCUGUCGCUAUAUGCUGUAUUAUGCUGUCUUUUACGAUAACACUUCAGUGGCGACCCACAUCCUCGAAAACUACAAAAGGAGGUUAUUGAAGGAAAAACCUUACCAUGAACUCCCAGUCGUCAUACAGGCGGUCCUGAACAACUCCACGAGAAUAUUGGAGAUCUUACUACAGAGUAACUAUGCUCAAACUCGGUACAAACAUUACACAGCGCUAAAUUGGGCUCGGGCGUUCCAUUAUGAUCGGUGUGCUUUGCUGCUGGAGAACGCAGGUGUACCGUAUGACAUCGAUGCUACACAGAACUACCCACCUCUAGUGAUGCUGUUUGAAGCAAACAUCACCAGUUUUUACUACAGCAAAUCUGCCCUUAUUUCAAGGCUGCUAGAACAUGGAAAUGACGUGAAUCGUGAAUCAGUAAACGGGAAAACAGCGCUGUACACAGCACUUGCGUCCCGAGCCUACUCCUCGGUACGGCAGUUGCUCAUGGCUGGGGCUGACCCCUUCUUCGGACGGAACUGUCUCACAAAUUUCCUGUCGCUCAGACUUAUAGGGGAGCUUCUUUAUGCAAAUGUUGACAUUUUUCGAAGCCGCCAUGAAGGAUCACUUCUACAUCAGGUUCUGUUUUCUUUUCCAGAUUUACAAAGUCAUCUUUCACUUUUGUUACAACAUGCUCACACAAUACCUAAAUGCAACAUAAAACUGCUUACCGCGUUACAUGACAGUACUACUUUGUCUCCUCAUACAUUAGACCAAAUUAACAGGUUCUUAUUGACGCCGAAGACUCUAGUGCAUAGAUCCCGUGACGUUGUCCGUAGUAACUCUGGGUACAAAAUACACGACCUUGUCCGUACAUCCAAUCUUCCAUCUCAAAUUAAAUCCAUAUUAACUCUGGAAGGAAGCUUAGAAUGUUUCUUAUCGCUGUCAUUCGAUGAAAAGAAAGUAACAUGACCUUUUCUGACAGUAGAGUUGAGAUAUAUAACGCUCACCAACAAGAACAUGCAGAACAACUGCACUUGUUAUAAAUGUCAUUGUUUUAGACACAGCAUCCUCGUAACUCCAGAAGUUACGCUCACUUUUGUACCCAUGGAAUAUGUCAUAGCAAAAUUGAAGGCUCAGUGUGCGCAACCUUGUUGAUCACACUGGUUCGAUCCUUUGAUGUACAUCAAAAGAAUCUCACGGUCGCGUAACGGUGAUAAAAUUGACUGGCUUUGAAGUCGGAUGCCGCCCUUUUUUAAUCUUCGUGACAUAACAGUCAAUGGUGAUAUAUGUGCGGAUAUGAGUUUCCUUGAAUUUCUACACUCAGUUAUUGUGAUAUUAUCAUUUUUUUUAUCGGGAUACGUACUUGCGCCCAUUAAAAUAUUCACCAUUCACCGGUAAAAUCCAUGUUGGUCUUGCGUUAAAAUCGCAAUUGGCAUGUUGUUUCUACCUUCAGUAUACUGUAUACUUAAUAUAUUCGCUGUUAUGAUAAAAUCGCCCUCGUUACAUUGUGUUUUUUUAGUUUUACGGCGGAGAAAAGGUCCCCUUACACAGUUUUGUUUUGUAUAACGUAAUGUAUUUUUGUACGAUCUGUUACUUAUAUUUCACUCAAUAGAAUAUUUAUGAUUUAUAGUGAGCUAUAAUAGUAGCAAUUAUCUUCGCAUAUCUGAUUAGGAAAACUGGAUAUCCAAGCCAACACUAAAAAAGAAAAUGUUCACAAAACCAUUGUACAAAUCGAAAUAUUUAGUUCUUUACUUAAACAUGUGCUAAAAAGAAAAUGCAUACAAUAUUUUCAUAACAGUAAGCAAUUUCGUCAUCAGUAUUUCAUCAUGUACUGAACAUUUCGUGAUUUGUCUAGCUUUCUUAAGUGAUGGGUUUAUGUCAGUUUGGUCGAUAUGAUUAGUUGCUCAAAUGCACGCGUGUACCCGCACUCAACAAAACAAACUCACCUAGACGAGUCGAACAUGGAUCAUCAUUUCACGUUUGCAGCUUGUAAACCUGUUAGUAAAUAAUACAUGCAUGUGCGUAUUAAUUUCACAGUACGUGUUUAAAAUCUAAUGAAAAAUAUCGUUUCAUCGCCAACAAAAGACAUGGGUCGAUGCAAUCAAGGAAGGACAAUCGGUAGCAACGUGUAAAUUGUCGUUAAACUUGUUGGACCCCAGCACCACCGAUGAGAUCUAGAAGGAUGUAUGAUGCGGUAUUUAUCAUUUGUUUGGUAAACUGUAUCUAUUUUAAAAUUGAGAAGGUGCAAUAGCCCUUGUUUGUAUUACAUUCAUCAUCAGAUGUACCACAUUUUAUAUUAAACCUACGUGCAAGAUUAAUUUGAAAUUGACGCGAUAAUCACUUAGUUUGGUGCCAGUGUUGCAACAGCGUCUGGUAAAAUCAAUGUCGUCAUACACAGAUGUUACGUUGCAUUCUCGUCUCAAAUACUUUCUAGUUAUAUACAGUAAACAUUCGAUCUAAUGACCCUGAUAUUCAUAUGUUGUUGCGAAAUAAGCAAACGGAUUAGACACAAUAUUUUUCUAACUUAUUCAGUCCCAUUCAUUACAACAUAUAUACAAUAAUAUUACAAUACAUGGCAUCACGCAAUGGUUGCAAACAGUGUUGAUAAUGGUUAUAAAUUCUCGUAAUUAAGUUGCAACCUCACUUACUUCCUUUGUUCUUCUCACUCGAUAUGUCGACAAACCACUUUAACGUAAGGGCACCCGAAAUGGAUCACUUUUCAUAUAUAUAAUGUGGCUUGCCUAAUUUCCAAUGUAAAUGGAUUGUAUUAUAUUCUAAAUAAAAAAGUAUGUAGAUAUAACCAAUUCGAUUUUUUUUUGUGUCUGACUGCCCUUAUGUGUUGUUUUUAACUGAAAUAAUGAAAUAAUGAAUAAAGAAAAUGAGAAACAUUCCAGGGAUAUAGUGCGGUUAUUCUUAAAAUAAAGAAACAUAUUAUAAGUUUUGUCAGUUAUUUUCAUUAACUUACUGAUAUGAUGAGAUGUUCCGUUUUCGAUAUCCGGCAAACUAAAAUUACCAAGUGAACAUGACUGAACUAAAUUGGCUCUAAUAAUAGACACACACAUUGUUGAUAUCUGGGAAAAACACAAAAUAAAUUAUUCAGCGUCUAUUAUUGCAUUAAAUAAACAAAUGAUUCACAAUAACUAAAUGGGAAAUAUAAAUAUUUUUCUUAAAAUAAAUGGUUUCAUUUUGGGUACCUUCAAAUUAUAUACCGAUAUACAGAUGACUAGACAAAUGGUGGCAGUAUAACGAGGUUUUACUGUAUUUGAUACUGCAGGCUUCUGACGCUUAUUGUUUACCAGUAAAGCAAAACAAGUGUGAGAGAACAGCAGAAUGCAAUGUAAACAUACCAUAGUAUCCAUGGAAACGGUUGUUACUCAAGAAAUUAUCAAUAUAAAAUCGCUUACAUUGAUAUCCAAAUACUACGCCACGUUAACAUACCAAAGUAUAUAUCGAAACGGUUGUCAGUCAAGAGAUUAAUAUUUUGUUAUUCUCUUACCUUUUUAUUCAGAUACUGGGCAAUAUUAACAGAUCAUAGUUUCCAUGGAAACGGUUGUCACUCGUGAGAUUCUCACUUCUAAUUAAGAAGCGUAGGAUUGUUUUGUUUACUUUCACUUACAGGAUAUCAGAAUGUUUUGUAACGGUUCAAUAUUUGCACUAAGAAUAAAAUGGUGUCACAGCACGGUAUUGGUCCAUUGACAUAUUGUUUUAUACUUAAGUCCCUGGUGCCUGAGUGUGAAAAAUUUCUGAAUUGAAAAAACGUGAUUGUGAUAAUAUCUGAAUUAAUUCAAGUUGAGAUCACCUUUGAUGUUGUUUUUGUUUUAGAGUUCUAGACCAAGGUUACUGGGUGUUAUUGAUCUCUGUUAUGAUGUUUGAAUCGUUCAUUCGAAACGUUAGAGUUAAAUGAGUGUACCGUGAGCAUCUGAAUAGCUCCAUGAAUAUUUGUUCAUACUAACGAAAUCCAUAAUAAUAAAUUACAAGUGCUUUUUGAAACAUGUAGGCUUUCCAGGAAAACCUGGGGUGUUAAUUAUCAAUAGCCAAAGAGGCACGCCCAUUUAGUGUUAUGCGUUCUCAUCCAGAAGUUCGUUCCGAAUCAAUUGAUUUAUUAUAAUUUUUCAACCACCUUUUUCUAAAUUGCAUGAAGAAUUUUUAUGAUAUUUUUGUAUUCUCUUUAAAAUAAAUAAAACAGCACAUUGUUAUGCAAAGAUUGCUUGGUUUAUUUAUCCCUUAGUGUUUCAGAAUAUGAAUAUGAGGAUAACUGAAUAACCACAUAUAACGUCAUGCUAUCACGUUAUGUAAUUGUAUGUUGCCUCUCGUUAGGAAAACAUCAAAAGCCUUAUAUAACACCGAACCACAAUCUCGUUUGAUAACUAUUAAUAUCAUGAAUAACGCUAGACUGAUACGUUAGGUAAAUAUCAAUAACCAAAUAUGACGGUAGACUACGUCGCAAGGUAAUUAUCAAUAGACAAAUAUAAUGCCAGAAUAGCACGUUGUAAUUAUAAAUAUUCAUAUAUGAAGCUAGAAUAUCACGUUGGUAAUUAUCAAUAUCCAAAUAUAACGCUAGAAUAUCACGCUGGUAAUGAUCAAUAUUCAAAUAUGACGCUAGAAUUCAUCGUUAUAUUACUUUUUACAA
Mizuhopecten yessoensis (Yesso scallop) is the source of this 5982-nucleotide messenger RNA. RefSeq lists its product as uncharacterized. Gene Ontology annotation, molecular function: protein binding. The record is from RefSeq and is a predicted model, not a curated record. Lineage: Eukaryota; Metazoa; Mollusca; Bivalvia; Pectinida; Pectinidae. The coding region runs from base 282 to 2321 and encodes 679 amino acids. The transcript has 5 exons. Gene Ontology annotation, cellular component: cytoplasm.